UUUGUUCCGGUAAAAUCCAUCAUAUCAACCAAACGCCAGGACUCCGGCAGGACGUGCUUGCUUUACGAUUCCAACAAGGAUAGAUUUGUUUUCAUGAACUAAUCAUCUGCUUCAAUCGACGGUAAUAUCAGAGCCACAAUGCUCGAAUUUUAAUGGCGAUCGAACGAUUGAAGUUAAGCAAGUGAAGCUUUAGGCAGAAAAAACACACAAAUUAUAAUGGCCACGACAGAAAUGUAGAAAAAAGAACUCGAGACAGCUCAACGAAGUAUUUUCUUCUUCAGUGUUAGAUUUGCUGAUGCGUUGCAGGUGACUGGAAAACAAAAGUUUCAAGAUCGAUGAAAUUAGGGUAUCGUUUAUGUUCUGUUGAAUGCGAAUAAAUUUUAAAGAUUACCGGCCUUUCAUGAGCAUCCGAGGAAAACUUCAAGAUCGUGCUGGUGUUGCUAAGAAGUGUCCAAGCUGUCAUGCUUUUCCAGAAAAUCUAGCCAGGGAACCUAUGCUAUCCCCUUGUUUUCAUUGUUUUUGUAAUGUUGGACUCACUUUUUCCAUGGUUUGGGACAAUGGGACAUGAAGCACGGUUAUGGUGUGGUUUUUGAGAGGAUUUUCUUGCAUAUAGAUGAUUUUCUUUGCUCUACUCAAAAUUUGAUAGCUGAAUUUCAAACUUAUUGUACACGUGGGCUCUUUGCUGAAGUGGUUCAGAUGGAGGAAAUAGAUUAUAGACUAGACAUUUUGGUUUGUGAUGGUUUUGAGCUGCUUAUAGGCUGGCUAUGAUUCUUCUUUCUGUGCUUGUGGGACAUGGCCAUGCCCUUUUUAGGGCAAGUUUUUCUCCAUCCUUAAGACAUUGAGAUGGAUGAGAAAGUGGAAAGAGCAGCAGAAAGCAAUAGUGUUUCAAGGCAGGUUGGCUCUAGACCUCAGCCUGUAACAAAUGAGGCAUUUUUACCAUCAGGUCAUGGAAUAGCAUAUGAGCCAACCUUCAUUUCUUCAAAUCUGAGGCCCUUGAUCUUUGGUAAACUAAAUGGAGGAAUGCGUGUUACAAAUUAUUCUGUGCAAACUGGUGAGGAAUUUGCUUUGCAAUUUGCACAGGAAGCAUCAAGAACUCAGAGACGAGUAGAAUUGGAACAAGUACCACUUUCAAAUGUAAAUGCCCACGAAUCCAACACUUACGUUUAUGAGGAUUUGACAGGUAUUCUUGGUAUUGGGCGAGUUGAUUCUGGAACCAAUUCUGAGAUUUCUAUACUAGGAGCAGAAAGAGGCAACUUAAGUGGUUAUGGGAGCCAUUUCAAGUCUUCAUAUAAUGACUCUUUACAAGGAAUACAAACUUCCCGGUCUGGCAAUGAUGGUGGGUAUCAUUUGGAAGAAGGAUCCUUCGCUUCCACUCAGCAAACUGGGCUUCAUCACACGUCUUACUCUAUGCACCAAUCUUACCAUUCUGGCCUAUCAACUGAUUCUUCUCAAGGAAAGGUGAAGUUCAUGUGUAGUUUUGGGGGAAAAGUUCUGCCCAGGCCUAGUGAUGGGAAGCUUAGAUAUGUGGGUGGUGAAACACGUAUUAUAACUGUGAAUAAGGAUGUUGGCUAUGAGGAACUUAUGCAAAAAAUUAUUGAUGUUUAUGGUCAGGCUCUUAUUCUGAAGUAUCAGCUACCAGGUGAGGACCUUGAUGCUCUGGUGUCUGUGUCCUCUGAUGAAGAUCUUGAAAAUAUGAUGGAAGAAUAUUACAAACUGGAUAAUAAGGACGGGUCUUCACGACUGCGGAUCUUUCUCUUCACUGGAUUAGAUAACGAACUUACUCAUUUUGAUGUCAUAGCUGAUAUGAGGCAUUCUAAGCAGCAAUAUGUUGAUGCAGUCAAUGGUAUCUUGGAGACAAGCACGAGAAAACAUUCAGGGAGUAUAGUGAGUUUUUCAUCGCAACAUCUGGAUAAUUUGAUUGGACUAGAUGUUGCGGAGAACUGGAACACUGCUGGAAGAGCUCAAGAAGACAUGGAUUCAUUACGGCUUCAAUAUUCAAAAGAUGGCCAGAAGAUUGUGAAUUUUCCAAAUGUUGUGCCAUUGUCUUCCAAGCCAUCAGUAUCUAAUUCUGCUUUUGCAAUCAAAUCACCUACAAUUUCAGCUCCAUUCUCUUCUCUGCCGAUGCAUGUCAGAGUCAUACAAUCUGUAGUAGCAGAAAGUCCUAUGCACUUUAUCCAAGAGCAGAUAAAUUUGCAUCCACGCUCGGUAGUUCUUCCGUCAGAGGGUAUCCAUGAUAUAGAUUAUGGAAGACCCAUAUCCUCUUCUGCUGCAUUUCAUCCCGACUUUCAAAAUAAACAUACAGAAUCUAAAACAUCCCAAGAUUCAGCUGGCAACCAGAACAAUGAUUUUCUGCUCCCAAGCCACUCAGAUUCGAUGUACAAAGGUGAUGGCCAAUUCACUGAUACUAAGGUUGCUCAGCCCACAUUGGAUCUCAGGUCAGAUGAGCUUCAUUCUGUGGAUCUUCAACGAAUUACUCAUUUCCCACCUCCAGUACAUCAACCUGUGUGGCAUCGUUUUGAUACGGAACAGUAUAGCUACACACCAACAGAUUAUGUUCCGCAGGUAAAUUCUGGCAGUGUGCAUUUGCAACACCGUGUUCAACAAUAUACAGUACAGAACACUCAGUCUGGAAACCUUGGUACUGCUGUUCCCAAACAAACUGAUUCUCUUCACUUAACCCAUGAUGAUGAGGUCGAAGCUCCUCAAGGUUCCAGUUUGAGCAAUGACACUGGUUCCAAUACCGUGAAGCAGGCUACUUCAUCUCCACACCAAGGUGGAGUAGUCCAGUCAAUUGCAGAGGGUGAACAAACCCACAAUACUCCACAUGUUGAUCAACAAUAUAUUAGCACAAGGGUGCUAGAAGAUGACAAUCAGCAAGGUUUUCCUUCUAAUCUGUCUCAUUCAGAUGAGCAAUUUACUCAUCAGCAGACAAUAUCUGAAGAAGUUGUCACAAAUUUAAAUGAACGGUUCAUUCGUCCACAGGCAUUGCCUCAUGUUCUUUCUGAUAAUGUGCUACAAACACAUGCCACUAAGUCAGUGCAUCUCAUGAGUGAAGGGGCUUCUAUUUAUCAAGGUCAUCAUUCAGAUAGUUUAAUAGGAACGGGACCUUUUCAUGCUGGACCAAGAACUACUCAAGAAAGUUUGAUAUCUUUCCUAGAUCAAGGUGGUGUGGCUGAUGCAGACAGUAAAGUUGUUCAUCAGGAUGAGCGAAUUUCACCUGUCUUUUCUGGAUGGCAACAGGGUAAAGCUACACAUGGUAGUGGAGAGAGUUUAAAAGAACAAAAUUUGUUUCAUUCUAAUUUUAGUGAGAUCUUAGAUGAGAGUGAUAAAACUUUUGACCAGAAAUCAUUGGAAAAGUCUGAUAAAAUGCCUGCUGCUAGGAGGACAAGAACUGAUCAAUUUGAUUGCAGCAAUGAAGAGCAGAUUUCCGAGUUGUCAGGGGUUGAUUAUGCCAAACCAGCUGCGAGCUAUGGUGUGUUAAAACCACCAGAGGACAUGACUACUCUUGUGUCCCUUGGGUUGGGUACUUCUUAUGAAGCUUUUAAAAAAACUGACACUCCUGAAACUUUAGUGCCCGCAUCCUAUCAACUUAAGGUGCCUAUUACUGCAGGACAGAUUGGAGCAACAUACAUUGUUACUGAGGCCGCACAAGCAUCACAGUUGUCUGAAAGGAUGAACCACUCUGUAUUGCCUAGGCCUGGAUCCAGUGUUCAGGAAGGUAUUAUAUUUAAUCCUCUUGAAGAACAUACUGCUUAUCAUCAUGCUGGAAAUGUUCAUCUUCAACUGCCUACUUUUGAUCAAAGGAUCAGUAACGAGAGAUUGACAGAGACUGGUUCUAAUCCUUUCUUGCCUACGACUGGAGUUGAAGCUUGUGUUCCUUCAAGCAUGUCUGGGGUAUGGUGGGAUGACAUGAGAUCAGAAAGAGAUUAUACAAAUGUUGAGGCAUCCAGAUAUACCUGUGAGCCAAAAGGGAAUUUAAUUGAUGAAUUAGCUCAUGAUCAACUCCCUUCAACAGUUAACAAUGAUACGAGCAGGUCUCAAUACCAUCCUGUGCAGUUUUUGGGGCAGAGCCUGAUUGAUGAUGAUUAUGGACACUUGUAUCCAGUUUCGGGUAUUCUUUCAAAUGCCAGAUUUAUUGAUGACCUUCCAAGUUCUAGUUCAUUGCAUGUGCCUGUUAGCUCUGAAGAUGGGAUUUACCAGAAAACAGUUCCUUUGGACCACAAUAUUAGCAAAGGUUUAUUCCACCAGCCCGCAGCUGACCAAGCAGGAAGUGAUGAGAUUGAUGAGAGCUACUCUAAUGAUUUUAAAUCCCAUUUGGAUAUUGUGGGAGUUGCUUUAGACCAUGUUAACCUCCAUGAAAAUUUAGACAUGGAAAGAAAUGGUGAGUCACUCAAUUUUUCACAGAUGAUGGAGACACUGAAUUCAAACUUUCCUCCCACAUCAACUCUGUCUGAUGGUAAAUGGGGUGCAGCAAGUGAGGAUGUUAGAGUUGAUGAUAAUAUCUUACUUGAAAAAGUGGUUGAAGUAGCAGAUGAGGAUUCCACAAUAAUUGAGGGUUCCAUAUUAAAUCAUGAUUCAGACAAUGAUGAAGCUAGAAAUGAAGAUUCGGACAAGGAUGAAGCUGCCAGUGAUGCAGUUAUUGCUGAAUGUGAAGCUAUAGCUCAUGGAUUGCAGAUUAUAAAGAAUGCUGACCUUGAAGAACUGCGAGAACUUGGCUCUGGCACUUUUGGGACAGUGUACCAUGGAAAAUGGAGGGGAUCAGAUGUUGCAAUUAAACGAAUAAAAAAUAGCUGUUUUAUGGGAAGGCCAUCAGAGCAAGAGCGCAUGAGAGCUGAUUUUUGGCGGGAAGCUUUGAUGCUUGCACAAAUGCAUCAUCCAAAUGUUGUUGCCUUCUAUGGUGUUGUCCCAGAUGGUCCUGGGGGAACUCUGGCAACUGUGACAGAAUACAUGGUAAAUGGCUCACUUAAACAAGUCCUUCAAAGGAAAGAUAGGUCAAUUGAUCGCAGAAAGCGGUUGUUAAUUGCAAUGGAUGCUGCUUUUGGAAUGGAAUAUUUACAUAGCAAGAAUAUUGUACAUUUUGACUUGAAAUGCGAGAAUUUGUUGGUCAACAUGAGAGACCCUCAACGUCCUAUAUGCAAGGUUGGGGAUUUAGGCCUGUCAAAAAUUAAACAUCAAACCUUAGUUUCUGGUGGUGUGCGUGGAACCCUUCCAUGGAUGGCACCAGAGUUAUUAAAUGGCAGCAGCAACAUGGUUUCUGAGAAGGUUGAUGUGUUUUCAUUUGGAAUAGUAAUGUGGGAGCUCCUCACAGGCGAGGAACCAUAUGCUAACAUGCAUUAUGGAGCAAUAAUUGGAGGUAUAGUGAGCAAUACGUUGCGUCCACAUGUACCAAACUGGUGUGAUCCUGCUUGGAGAUCAUUAAUGGAGCAGUGCUGGUCAGCUGACCCUAAUGGAAGACCUUCGUUUACAGAAAUAGCCAACCGAUUACGUGCAAUGGCCAUCUCAUUUCAUUCAAGGGGCCAUGGUCAUCAUCAUCAUGUUCAUCAUGGUUAGAGCUAAGCAAAGUUAAGACUUCUGCACCUUAUUUUAGGCAAGGUUUGGUACUAAUCUUUACAUGAUGCUGACAAUAUUUUCAUAUUGUUUAUAAUUUAUUAUUUACAAGGGGCUUGAAAUUCCAUGAAAUAUUUUUAACAGUCCCUUCAGAUUUACUUGUAUGUUAGCUGUGAACACCCUGCAGGGGGGUUUCGAUAACAACAAUUCAAUUGUAGUUUAUGCCUAGUAUGUGUUCGAUGUAGGAAAUAAGUGACCUGCUGCAUAUUAUAAUAUGUAAAAAUGGCACUUUAUGCUGUUUGCAUCCAAGGUCAGGGGUUUCUUAGAAGGAAAAGCUGUAUCAAAUUAAUGUAAAAGAAUGCUGUUUUCCAAUGUGGAAGAAUAGAGGGCAUUUCAGCCCUGCAAUUUUACAA
Messenger RNA from Cryptomeria japonica (Japanese cedar), 5960 nucleotides. RefSeq lists its product as uncharacterized. The coding region runs from base 844 to 5550 and encodes 1568 amino acids. Gene Ontology annotation, biological process: protein phosphorylation; signal transduction. Gene Ontology annotation, molecular function: ATP binding; protein kinase activity; protein binding. Gene Ontology annotation, cellular component: cytoplasm. The transcript has 10 exons. The record is from RefSeq and is a predicted model, not a curated record. NCBI's taxonomy places the organism in Eukaryota, Viridiplantae, Streptophyta, Pinopsida, Cupressales, Cupressaceae.